Podospora bellae-mahoneyi is the source of this 2229-nucleotide messenger RNA. RefSeq lists its product as uncharacterized. The transcript has 2 exons. The coding region runs from base 1 to 2229 and encodes 742 amino acids. NCBI's taxonomy places the organism in Eukaryota, Fungi, Ascomycota, Sordariomycetes, Sordariales, Podosporaceae. The record is from RefSeq and is a predicted model, not a curated record.
AUGGCGAUUGCCUCUUUGCAACAACCAACACAGGCGGAGAUGCCACCACCACCACCACCAUCUGGUUUAUCGCUGUGGCCGCAAUUAGAACAGCAACAACAACAGCAAUCGCAACAACCGCACACCCCCCGACAACCAUCCUUCGCCGAACGCAAAUCCCACCAACAACAACAACAACAACAAGAACAACAACACGCCCGCCGGGGGUCCUCUCCCGAAAAGGGACAGUCGAGGUUUCUGGAAGGGAGCAUGAACGAUCGCGUCAGCGCGGUGCCCCCGCCGGAAUUCAUCACUGGGAAUAAAACCGAAGAGGAGAUACGUGAGUGGGAGAGGCAGUUUUAUUAUCCGCCGUCCUCUUCUUCGCCUUAUCACGGGGGAGGAGUGACAAUGUCCACUCCUGCGAGCCCGACAAUGUCGGGGUUUGGUGGGCAUCCGUUGAUGAGGCCGAGGAGCAGUUUGCAGGUUUGGGGUGGCGGGUAUAACGGACAGGUGCAACAGAAAAAGAGCAGCGGUUUUUUGGCGCCGCUUUGGGAUGGCGUGAGGGAGAAGCUGAGGGGGAGUAGGAGUUCGGGGAGUAUGGAGGGAGUGAUGAUGCAGGGGCAGGGGCAUGGGGAGAGGGCGAAGGUGGUGACCAUGGCAGAACAAUCACAACAACCACAACAGCAACAGCAAAAGAAGGAGGCGUCGUCGUCCAGGCCGGCGAGCCCGGUGAAGCCGUCGAGUAUUGUUACUGGCGCGGCGAACGGGACGAGUUAUCCCUCUAGGGAGGAGGUGCUGGCGAGUUACAAGAGUUUGCAGGCUUCGGGGUUUUUCAGUGCGCAUGCUAUCAAGGGGACUAGACAUCCCCUUCGCAACGCUGCCAGCGCACCGAUGACGAGGACGACGACGGAGAUGCAGGUUGCGGGAACGAUGUCGCCUUCUGGACCGUCGAGCCCGACAAGUAGUUUGUAUGUCAAUGGGGAUAGGAGGUCGUUCGCGGAUAGGUUGGCUGCCGUGAACAGUCAGCAGCAGCUGCGACCUGCGCCUUCGACUGCGAGCUUUCGGAGUCCGGCGGCGCCAACGAGGGCGCCUCCGCCGCCACCGCCGGAGGAGGAGAAUUCGGAGGAUGCGAGUCCGAGUCGGGGGACCAAGAGGCCGAGUCAGGACAUUCACGGGGAGCAGGAGACUGCGACUAGGAAGCUGGUGAAGAAGCUGAGGAGGUCGAACAGUCGGACGUCGACCAAGACGAACUUUACAACGCAGACAGCAAAUUUUUACGGGGGUCAUCAUCAUCAUCACCAUCACAAGUCAAGGCCGUCGACCUCGUCGGCGAUGUCGGGGUUUAGUUUGUUUGGGGGGGCGUCGCUUUAUACCACGACGAGCACGGUCGUGGACCCGGAGCAGCAGACGCCGACUCAAAGCCCGAGCAAAUCGGCGAAGCUGAGGUCCAAGAUGAGUUUUGGGAAUUUGGUCUCGGGGAAGCUGACGAAGGAGAAGAAGGAGAAGAAGGAGAAGAAGGAGAGGACGAGUUUUCUUGGUGGGUUGAGGAGGAAGACGAAGGGGUCGAAGACGCCGGCGGCGGAACAGCAGCAGCAACAGCAGCAGAGUGUUCAGAGGGAGGAGGAUGUCGAUAUGGGGAUCAACAUUCCGGCGCAGGUCGCGCAGAGUAUGGUGCAACCUAGCCGUUAUGACGAUGACGAUGAUGAGAUGAUGCUUGAUGAGCCCUAUAUCACGCCUCACCCGACUCACUAUCACGUUUCGAACCCGCACCCGCACCCGCACCCUCACCCUCACCAUCAUGUCUUGCAUCAGAGGGGUAACAGCCUGCCGUUGGCGACUCUGACCGAAUCUUCCCCUUCGAGAAGAAACAUCACCCCGCCUACUUCGGCGUUUUACACCUCGCAUGGGCACCAGCCACGGAUCAGGAGGAGCUUGGAGAUGGAGUUGGAGAAUGAGGUUGUUAUUCCGGAUGCGAAUAGGGGGAUUCCAAAGGUGCCCAAGAUUCCGAGGACGUACUACACGGGCAAGGCGGUGGUGGUGGACAUUGACGAGGAGAGGAGGGUGAAGAGGGAGAGUUUGCAGGUUUUGAUGGGGAAGCAGAGGAAGCAUAGGGAUAGCGGGAUGAGCGGGUUUUCUUGGGGGAGCGGGGGGAGGAGUUUUAGCGGUGUCAGUGGGGGGAGUGGGAUGAGCGGGAGCGGGCAGGAGAAUAGGGGGGAGGUGUAUGUUCAUCCUAGUCAGAGCGGGUGGUGA